Molecule: messenger RNA, 1086 nt
Organism: Hemiscyllium ocellatum (epaulette shark)
Lineage: Eukaryota; Metazoa; Chordata; Chondrichthyes; Orectolobiformes; Hemiscylliidae
Product: heparan sulfate glucosamine 3-O-sulfotransferase 2-like
Exons: 2
Coding region: 1-1086 (361 amino acids)
Molecular function (GO): [heparan sulfate]-glucosamine 3-sulfotransferase activity
Source: RefSeq, a predicted model, not a curated record
AUGGCAUCUAGACUAGGGGUGAGAGUGGUGCCAACUCCACCCAGAGGGACGCGCAGGCUUGUCUUCAUCUUCAGCCUGUCGCUCUCCUUCACCUACCUGUGUUACAGCCUCAUCUUCUGCGGCCACUCCAUCAUGCAGAAGCCGCUGGCUUUCCCCGAGCACCGAGCCUGCUACCUGCUGCAGAGAUCCCAGCACUGUGGCCACUCUGCCCAUCCCAACGGCCCGGGCCGAGGGCACGCAGCCCCUAACCGGACACUCAGCGGCAGGAGCCCGGAGCGGGACAGGGUCAGCGAGACACCCCCCAGGCCGGGCAGUAAGCGCCUGCCUCUGGCCAUUAUCGUCGGUGUGAAGAAAGGAGGGACCCGGGCGGUGCUAGAGUUCAUCCGAGUCCACCCCGAGGUCAGGGCACUGGGCACCGAGCCGCACUUCUUUGACAGGCACUACGAGAAAGGACUGGAGUGGUACAGAAGCUUGAUGCCCAAGACGCUGGAUGGUCAGAUCACCAUGGAGAAAACACCCAGUUACUUUGUUACCAGGGAGGCACCAAAGCGAAUCUUCUCGAUGGCAAAAGGCACUAAACUCAUUGUGGUGGUCAGGAACCCAGUGACGAGAGCCAUUUCAGACUAUACCCAAACACUGUCCAAGAAACCGGAGAUUCCGACCUUUGAGGUUCUAGCGUUCAAGAACCGGACCCUGGGCCUGAUUGAUGCCUCUUGGAGUGCGAUCCGCAUUGGAAUCUAUGCCUUGCACCUGGAGAACUGGCUCCAGUUCUUUCCCCUCUCCCAGAUCCAUUUUGUCAGUGGGGAGAGGCUCAUCAUCGACCCAGCCGGAGAAAUGGGCAAAGUGCAGGACUUCCUGGGCCUCAAGAGGAUCGUCACCGACAAGCACUUUUACUUCAACAAAACCAAGGGCUUUCCUUGCCUGAAGAAACCAGAGAGCAGCAGCACGCCGAGGUGUCUCGGCAAAUCUAAGGGAAGGACUCAUGUCCAAAUAGACCAAGAUGUUAUUGAGCAGUUGAAGGAGUUUUACAGAUCAUAUAAUAUUAAAUUUUAUCAAAUGGUGGGACAUGACUUUCGAUGGGACUAA